Molecule: messenger RNA, 3909 nt
Organism: Paramacrobiotus metropolitanus
Lineage: Eukaryota; Metazoa; Tardigrada; Eutardigrada; Parachela; Macrobiotidae
Exons: 9
Coding region: 344-2410 (688 amino acids)
Source: RefSeq, a predicted model, not a curated record
AAAAACCAGAGAAUCAAGAAUAUAUACAUAUACACCAUUAAAUGUAGCUGCAUGAUCAGAACAUGCACAUAUCAUGUUUGCUACAUGAUAAAUAAAUCCAUAAAACACACACGCAAGUGCGGCGUUUUCUCUGUGUAUAUUUGUUGACUCGAAGCACUCGUUUCAAAAUUUCCUUAGGGCAGGUCUGGUGUCGCGUACAGGCUUUCGCACCAGUUUUCAAAAAAGCGAACCGGGUUUGUUGGGAAUUCAUUUUAGCGUGGUAGAUCACGAUUCUCUCAUUGUUCUAAUCUUAGGAAGUUGGCAGUGAUAGAAAACAGUUUCUCAGCCGUUUCCAGAGCCCAGAAUGAUUUCGUGGUUGGUGGCAAUCUUUGCAUGCUUCCAAGGGAUUCUCGGUAAUUUCGCGACAAUGGAGAGUGUCCGCGUAUCCUCUGACGUCCCUGCUUUCGAUUUUUCGAUUUAUCCCCUCUGCGACUUCAAGACGCUUACAACCCCUUCGAAGCAGACUCCGGUACCAAAACUAGCGGAAGCGUUUACCAUUAAAGUGGAAGGCAAGAUCGGAGAGUGGGGAUACUUUGAUUCGGAAGGCUAUUCUGAAAAAGAGGGCCAACGAGGUGCAACAUACAUCCUCUCUUUGGGCACCAAGACCGCCUAUGUGUACGAUUUCAUAACGGGAAAUGCUUUCAGCGUCGUGGGAGAAAACGAUGAAUAUGGUGGGCGGCAGUGCACGAAAGAAGAUUUAUGGAAAACGGGAUGCAAUACUUAUGCCUAUUAUAUUGCGGAGGUGGCCGGAUAUUCUGUCAUCUCCAGUAAAUGCAAUAUAAGUGCCAGUAAGGUCACAGAUCAAGGUGUUCAGGAUGCCUCCGUUCGAGCUAUCCAAGUGCAGAUGUGGGAACAGUGCGUGCACGAUAAUAACCUGAAUAUAACCUGGAGAAAUCGCUAUUAUUAUACCGCUCCCGGUGUCUCUUCUCCGAGCAAUCCAAGGAAUGCCACACCAAUUCGGUUUGAAAGUUUACAAAUUGACGGAUUUGGUGCUGGAAAAAUGCAGGUGUAUGAUUUUAUGUACUACUACCCGGAUGUGAAGGACAAGUCUGUCUUUUCACCACCUCCAGGAGUUUAUUGCCCGGGUUGGAUAAGGGAACAACCAACCGCUCCCAUCCUCCCGGACCAGUUCAGCCUCACGAUGCUGACGGUGGCCAAAAAGGAUAGCGCCGUGUAUACCGUGAAACUCAACCUUGACUCACAGCGCAAGUUGGCUUCGUUCGUUACGGACUCGACCAGCCGAGCUCGCUUGCCGUCGUCUUCCGUUAAAAACCGUACCCUGUACCGGACGACCCAUGAUUACAACAACGACCUGUCGUUCAGGACGCCCCUGGGCACGUGGCUGUUGGGCGGUGCCGAGUGUAAUGUGUCAGCUGUCGGCAGUGUUGGCCUGAAUUCGAAGAGGUCCGACAGCUCGGCAGUUGUCCACCUGAAGAUUGCCCGCGAUAUGCUUGAAUGGAAGCGUUCCACUGCGCUGUACAUGGGGCAACGGUAUUUCAACGGGAUGCUGGCACAGGUGUGGGUGUCAGCACAGCGGAGCAAUAACGACGGCACGAGGAACAUCAUCACCACUGUGGAGACGUAUUGGCUACCUGAGAACUGGACGUCUUCUAGUUCUGGUGAGAGCUUGCUCGUGGGAGUCGUCUCCUAUCGGACAUUCUCUAAUGGAUCGAUCCUCGAAACCCUCCAGAGUACUGUCAGCGAUCUAACCACCGCCCCUUUCAAUUGGAAGGCAUUCGACGUUGCGGACUGUUUACGGAACGGCAAGGAGCAGAUGAUCGCGUUCGACUUGAAGGUGCAGAAUUACACGGAACUGGAAUUGAGCAUGCCGGCUUUCGAGGCGGGAAUUCGCGAUGCGCUAUCCAGUCUGACCGCCACAUCACCGCUGCAGUUCAGCGAUAUCCGGGUUACACGGGGUGAUGCGGAGAACGAACUACGCGUCUGGAUGACGGUGUUAGACUGGGUCGACAAGACCAUCAGUGGAACCAGCGUGACAAUGUACCAGAGCGCCGGGGAAGCGGUUAGCGCUUUGAGGAAUCUAUUUGACGACAAAGAUUUGCCGUUCACAAUACCACUUGUCAACAGAACGCAGUCUGUGACUUUCGUAAAAGGCUCGUUCCAGAGCGGCCGUGAACUUGUGCAGCCGACCACUACACCGAUUACCGCACCCACCUCGCCGACCACCAUCCGCACCACGGAGACGUUCACCGCAGCCCUGCCAGCCCGUGAGCAAGAUUCGUACUUGGUGGUCACCAUCAAUAAAGUUAACAGAUCAGACGCCGGUAAUGCAUAUAACCAAGCAGCCGGGUCUUUCUCGGACGCUGCCAGCAGUAGACCCAUGGUCUUUUCUUUUCCGCUCUCGAAGCUUUGAGUCGUGAACUCGAUCGCCGCUGUGACUCUAUGACUAUGCAAAAUGCUAAACGAGUCGGAACAAAGAAGGCAUUACCAUUUGACGAAGAAGUCGUAACUGUUGGAAGACAGCACAAAGCACCGCACUUGCCACACGGACAACAUACGUGGAAUAUGGUAAUUAAGUAACUGUUUAUAGCACAAGAUUAAUGACACCCGAAGCAGCGUCACAUGUACAUCUCCAGCCUCAGGCGACAAUUGGAGCCAAGUCAACGUUCCCAGCGAAUAUAAAGUUGCCAUUAACUUUGCCAGUCAUACUAUGAUACCUGGGAAUUCUAUAGUAAUAGCUAGGUUUUUGGCGAAAUUCAACGCGUCAAAACGAGCCAUUAAUUUUAACGGACAUGGUAGCACUUGACGGAAGACGGGCGUCGACACCACCGCGCGUCGCGAAAGAGCAUAUAAAAGCUACAAACAUCAGACUUCGCUGAUAUAGUUAUUGGAGACAAUACGCUCAUACUGUACGUAAUACAGUUACAGCUGUAAACAGCUACAGAGGUACUCCGCCCACUUUGUCCUCUGAGAAUUAAUUACUAGUACAGGAUGGGAUUUGCAAUAGCGAUCGCUGUCAUCGGCAGCGCGGUGAUCUUGCUCAGUGGCACCGCUGAUGCGCAGAACCGUACCGCAUCCACUGCAAAGCCAGCGGAAGGCGUCAUUAACCUGCAGAACCGUACCGGAUCUCCAUCAAAACGCACCGGUAAUCGCCCCGAAUCCGUUGGAAACCGUACCGAAUCCGUCGUAAACCGUACCGAAUCCACCGGAAAUCGUACCGAAUCCGUCGGAAACCGUACCGAAUCCGCCGGGAAGCAAACGGAAACCGAAGACCGCCUAUACCGGCCAGUUAUAACACCCAUGUUAGCUCAGUGCUCCGCAGCCUUCAAAGUGGGCUGCAAAUGUGGUGAAAUUCGCGUCCAGUGUGCCUUUUGCGACAUGACCUGCAGCAACCGAAAUCCCAGAUGUCCCGCGGUCUGCACACCCGGAUGCGCAUGCAUGGGAGGAUACGUUCGCACCGCUAACGGCUGCGAUCCGGUGUCAACUUGCCCGCCGCCGCCGCCCCCGCCACCACCGAUCAAGCCGCCGGUCCCAGUCAAGCCGCCCAAUAUGCCGAUGCCCCCCACCACCACCCCUUACUGUGACCGAUACUGCAUGAUGGUUCAACCUGGCUGGCUGACUGGCUGGUUCUGAAAGUUUGAAUCUGAUCCUGAAUGCUAAAAGUCUGAAUGUGAAUACAUAGCCAAAUUUUGAUUCUUAUUGCUGCAAAUCUGAGUCUAAAUUUCGAAAGACCGAGUCCGAAGCUUUUGUUAGUUUGUUUUAUUGCUUUUGUUUGGUUUUCUUGAGUUGUUCUUACGUUAUUUCUCAUGUUAUUUUUUGUCUUUUCUUUGCAUUUGCAUUUCUGUGAAGUGCUUAUUUUCAGGAAGUUGACAAGCACCUUUGUCAUUUUUACCACAGAAUAAUUUUUUUAAA